AUGGCAGACACCGACGACGUCGGAGGCCUCUUCAGCAUCGCCAUAUCCGACAGCGAGGACGAGGCCAAGGCCGAGGAGAAGAAGCAGCGCGCCGGGCAGACGGAAGAGGAAUUUCGGGCCAUCAAGGCCUCGUACAAGGCCAAGAUUGAAAACGGCGAGAUUUGGAUGGGCAUCUCGCUGCCGCUGGAGGAGAGCGCCAACAAGCCGGUGGCGCAGGAGCUGCUGCACGCUGUGGAGGAGCUGUAUUUCUUCCGCAGGUAUGAGGAGGGUGCACGAUUUGCGAGGAGGGUGCUUGAGACCAGCAGCAGUCUGUUGGAUGAUGAGCACAGGGAGGUGUUGACGUUGUACGAGAAGAAAUGUUUGGCCAAAACAGGGGAUAUUGAAGCGAAAUGA
Messenger RNA from Verticillium dahliae VdLs.17, 393 nucleotides. RefSeq lists its product as uncharacterized. The record is from RefSeq and is a predicted model, not a curated record. Bases 1 to 393 code for a protein of 130 amino acids. The transcript is spliced from 2 exons. Lineage: Eukaryota; Fungi; Ascomycota; Sordariomycetes; Glomerellales; Plectosphaerellaceae.